This is a messenger RNA of Phytophthora nicotianae INRA-310, 294 nucleotides long. RefSeq lists its product as hypothetical. The coding region runs from base 1 to 294 and encodes 97 amino acids. The record is from RefSeq and is a predicted model, not a curated record. Lineage: Eukaryota; Oomycota; Peronosporomycetes; Peronosporales; Peronosporaceae. The transcript has a single exon.
AUGCCCACGACGACCAAGUGGGCGACUGUCUGUAGCGACAUGGCUCGAGAGGGCUCCCAACUGCUCAUGGAAGACAUGGAGGUGGUCAUCAUUGUCAAGAGUCAGCUGGUUCCAUGCGUCGUGUGUGCGCUGACCAAGCCACACAAGAUGCGGUACCAACUGUUAAGAUGUUUCUCGGAAACAUGCAAUACAGCAGCAACGCAUGACGCGUGCCCAUGGAAGGGGAAGGUUCUCACGUGUCAAGGCCUUAACCGCGUGACGAUCAUGGAGUCUGGUGCUCAUGAACGCUGGUGA